Messenger RNA from Cydia amplana, 1826 nucleotides. RefSeq names its product cell division cycle protein 20 homolog (gene fzy). Gene Ontology annotation, biological process: positive regulation of anaphase-promoting complex-dependent catabolic process; positive regulation of ubiquitin protein ligase activity; anaphase-promoting complex-dependent catabolic process. Lineage: Eukaryota; Metazoa; Arthropoda; Insecta; Lepidoptera; Tortricidae. Gene Ontology annotation, molecular function: protein binding; anaphase-promoting complex binding; ubiquitin ligase activator activity. The record is from RefSeq and is a predicted model, not a curated record. Bases 197 to 1816 code for a protein of 539 amino acids. Gene Ontology annotation, cellular component: anaphase-promoting complex. The transcript is spliced from 11 exons.
UGAUUUUAAAUUUUAACGGAACUCUGUUUCGUUAAACUCUAGUGUACUUUCAGAAGUGCAUAUUUUACACGAAUAUUUUUAUGCGUAAAGCGUUCUAAUGCGAAGCGCAUUAUAUAGUGUUAGUGUUGUUACUAGUUAACUUCUUGAAUAAGUAUUUUAGGCCGAUUGCUACCCGUGCUGUUGCGUGAACAAAGCAAUGGCACAGUUCAACUAUCUCAAUGAAUUAAAUAGUUUAGCUACUACUAUGGACGGGCCUAUAACUCGAGGGCCUCCUCAGCGAUGGGCCAAGAAAAGCAAUAACGAGAACAUAAAUCCAUCACUGAGUGCUUCCUUCAAGAACUCUUCCAACGUAAAUAUAAGUUCGUGUAAUCAGUCUAUGCAGAAGUUGUCGAUAUCGGCCAAUCAAAGCGUUAAUAGCGCGCAUUCCGGCAAGACCCCGACCCGGUCUGAAAAUAAGAAAGGAAAGAAGACUCCUUCAAAAAAUAAGUCGCCAGGGCGGUCCACCACUCCAACUCCAAAUAAGGCGUCUAAAACACCAAACAAGGCGGACAGAUUCAUCCCGUCAAGAAGUAACUCCAAUUAUGACUUGUGCCAUUAUAUGAUGAGCCGUGAUGAUGACAAAGGUGAAGAGGUGGCCCAGAAAGUGGCCGGCGAGGCCAUAGGACGGGCCCUCACUGACAUGGAGCCCGGGCGCCUGCUGCAGUACACUUGCAAGGCACCGGCGGCGCCCGAGGGCUACCAGAACAGACUGCGGGUGGUCUACUCACAGGCCAAGGUACCGUCAUCGGUGAAAAACACUACGAGGUACAUUCCCCAAGCCCCGGACAGGAUUCUGGAUGCUCCUGAAAUUCUCGACGACUACUAUCUAAACCUGGUGGACUGGAGCGCGUCCAAUAUCCUGGCCGUGGCGCUCGGCAGCGCCGUGUACCUGUGGAACGCCGGCACCGGGCAGAUCGAGCAGCUCAUGGCGCUGGAGGCUUCUGAGACGGUGUGCUCCGUACAAUGGGUGCAAGGCGGGGGCUCGCAUCUAGCCGUGGGAUCGUCCGCGGCCACCGUCGAGCUGUGGGACUGCGAGAAAAUCAAACGACUCAGGAUAAUGGACGGACACACAGGCCGGGUCGGGUCGCUCGCUUGGAAUACAUACGUGGUGUCGAGCGGGUCCCGCGACGGAACCAUCAUACACCACGACGUGCGGCAGCGCGACCAUGCUGUCGCCACGCUGUCAGCGCACACACAAGAGAUUUGCGGCCUCAAAUGGUCACCGGACGGUCGCUACCUGGCGUCGGGCGGCAACGACAACCUGCUCAACAUAUGGCCCAUCGCCCAUGGCCAGCGGUACUCGCAGACACAGUACCUGUACUCGUUCAACCAACACCUAGCGGCCGUGAAGGGUCUCGCUUGGUGCCCUUGGGCGGGCGGCGUGCUGGCGUCGGGCGGCGGCACGGCCGACCGCACCAUCCGCAUCUGGAACGUCAACACCGGCGCCAACCUCAACACCGUCGACACCAAGUCGCAGGUGUGCUCGAUCGUCUGGAGCACGCACUACAAGGAGCUGAUCUCCGGGCACGGCUACGCGCAGAACCAGCUGGUCAUCUGGAAGUACCCGCUCAUGUCGCGCGUGGCCGAGCUGACCGGCCACAUGGCCCGGGUGCUACACCUGGCGCUGUCUCCGGACGGUACUACUGUGCUGUCUGCUAGCGCUGACGAGACCCUGCGUCUAUGGAAGUGCUUCAUGCUAGACCCGGCGAAGAAAAAGGAACCCACAGAAUCGAAGGCAGCCAAGUCAUUGCUGAACAUGAACUCUUUAAUCAGAUAACUGGUAAUAA